AUGAACCCACAGCAGUAAUAAAAAAAUAAAGUGUUUAACAACUAGUAUUAAAUAGUAAAAAAGCUUUCUUCUGGUUCAUUUGGAGUAGUGUUUUUAGGAUAAGACUUAUUAUCGAAAUAGGAGGUGGCUAUAAAAGUAGAGAAAGAAGAGAAUGAAGAAGUUAAAUCUUUAGAAAGAGAAGUUCAAAUUUUAAAGAUUCUAGAUGGAAUAGAGGGAUUUCCUAAAUAUUAUUGGUCAGGAGAAGAUCUUGGUUAUAACAUCUUAGUAAUUUAAUUGCUUGGUAAAGAUUUGGCAUUCCAUUUCAAAUAACUUAAGAGAUUCAAUCUGAAAUCAGUUUUAACUAUUGGAAUAUAGGCUGUGAAUCUUUUAGAAAGAGCUCAUUAAAAAGGAGUAAUACAUAGAGAUUUGAAACCUGAAAAUAUGAUAUUAGGAAUAGGAAAUGAAAUUUCUAAGUUAUAUCUUAUAGAUUUUGGAAUUAGCAAAGUAUAUAGAGAUGCUAAUGGAAGACAUAUGUAAUUAUUAUAUUAGGAUAUAGUAUUUUCAAAGAUUAAAAGUCUUUUUUAGGAACUACAAGAUAUGCUUCAAUUGCAGCUCAUUUAGGUCAUGAAUUAGGUCGAAAAGAUGAUUUAGAGUCCCUAAUGUAUAUUUUACUCUACUUUCUACGAGGGUAAAAAAAUAAUUAUAAAUAAGGUAGUUACCUUGGUAGAAUAUGGUAAAUGUAACAGAUGAUGAAAGAACAUAAAAAGUUGGAGAAUUAAAAUUAUCAUUAGAAAACGAAAUCUUUAAAGAUCAAAUUCCAGAGUUUUAGAAAAUUUAUAAGUAAAUUUCUAUAUAUAUAAAAUAGUUCAAUAAGAAAGUUGUAAUUCAAAUAAGAACCAGAUUAUAAAAUUAUUAUACUAGAAUUAAAAAAGGCAGCUGAAUCUUAAAAUAUUAUUCUUGAUGGAAAUUAUGAAUGGUCUGAAAUAAAACAAUCUACUCAUUAUAGAACAGAUACAAAUUAAAAUCAAAGUAAAAAAAAUAUUUAAUUCAAUAAUUAAAAUGAGAUGAAAAAAUCUAUUGAAAAAUAAUUGUCUGGUGCUGUUUAACUUGGGUAAUUUAUAUAAGUUUUAAAAUUAAAAGCUCUUAAAACUUUUUAGCACCACCUCCUUUAUCUUCAAGAAAUAAUUCCUUUUAAAGAGAUGAUAUUAGAAAGAAUUCUAGUUUGACAUAACAAAGCAGUAUUGGAAAUUGUUGUUAAUCAAUAAAUCCAAAUUAUUAAAAAUCUAUAUGUGAUGAUCGAUUUGGAAGCAAACAAGAUAUUUUAUUACAUUAAUAAAAAAGCUUUGAUGAUGAGAGAAUUUCUAAUUUUGAAAGCAAAGAAAUCACUGAAAAUUUAGAAGGUUAGGAAACAUUAGUUGAAAAGUAUGGAAAAAUUAAAAAAGGAAUAGCAAUGUAUUUCUUGUUUCUUUCAUUUUAGAAACCUUAUAUUAAGUUUAAAAAAGAAAAUGAAAUGA
Messenger RNA from Paramecium sonneborni, 1493 nucleotides. The record is from the annotation of a GenBank genome assembly. Lineage: Eukaryota; Ciliophora; Oligohymenophorea; Peniculida; Parameciidae.